GUAUCUCUCAGCCAUGAGUGCACUCGUGCCAUCAUGAAGCUGAUGUACUGCCCGCACUGCCGGGGCAUGUCCAGCGUGAAGCCGUGCAACAACUACUGCCUGAACGUCGUGAAGGGCUGCCUGGCCAACCAAGCGGACCUGAACACCGAGUGGAAGUACCUGAUGGAUUCCCUGGUCGUAGUGGCUGAUCGGAUCGAUGGACCAUACAACGUAGACACUGUAAUAGGGACUAUUCACAUGAGGAUCGCUGAAGCUAUUUCUAACUUGCAGGAAAACAAAGAUUCAAUCACAGCCAAGGUUUUCCAAGGCUGUGGAAAUCCCAAAAUCAGCACAAAAGGCUCCAGCACCGAGGACAAGAAGAGGCGGGGGAAGGUUGCAUUGGAAGCAAAAUCCUCUGCACAAGCAUUGGAGAUGCUGGUUUUAGAUGCCAAAGGGAAUCUGACAGCUCUCAAGACUUACUGGAUCACCCUGCCCGGCAGCCUGUGCAGCAAAAAAGUAAUGGCCAGCUCAGCAGCGGAUGACAAGUGUUGGAACGGGAUGACCAAGGGCAGUUACCUGCCUGAAGUGAUGGGGGACGGCUUAGCUAACCAGAUUAACAACCCAGAGGUGGAGGUGGACAUCACCAAGCCAGAUAUGACCAUUCGCCAGCAAAUCAUGCAGCUAAAGAUCAUGACAAACCGCCUGGGCAAUGCUAACAUCGGGAAUGAUGUGGAUUUCCAAGACGCAAGUGAUGACAUGAGCGGCUCCGGGAGUGGUGACAGCUGUCCUGACGACGUCUGUGGCAAAAGACUUUCUAAGAGCCCCAGCACCAGGCAGCCAGAAACACACGCUAUUCCUAAGCAGUCUGGACACGGCAUCAAUGGGGCCAGCAGCACAUCUUUGCCUUCUGCCUUCCUCCUCCUCCUUUCGGUGGCUUUCAUUGCCGCGCAGCACUUGUGGCGGUAACUCACUAGCACAGCCAGGAAAGAGACUGCAGCCGAGGGCUUCACUUUGCCAAAACCAACCAACCAACCAACCAACAAAAGGACAUAUUUAAUUCACCUUGGCAAAAAAAAAAAAAAAAGGGAGGAGAAAAA
Pelecanus crispus (Dalmatian pelican) is the source of this 1076-nucleotide messenger RNA. The record is from RefSeq and is a predicted model, not a curated record. NCBI's taxonomy places the organism in Eukaryota, Metazoa, Chordata, Aves, Pelecaniformes, Pelecanidae.